CACUCUCACGUUGCUUUCUCGAUGCAUCUCACUGAUGCAUGUCAUUACUGCUGCGUUAUGCUUUAUUUAAAUUUCACCUUCUAUUGUGAGUGAGGUGAAACGUGAGGCGAGAUUGUGGAAAGGAGCAGUGUCUGCUUGGCUGUGGUGACGGCUUGUCGACCUAAGAAGCUGUUGUCCUUAACGGCUAUUAAAAUUCAUAAGUUAAUAAAAUCAUUUUAUUCUUUUUUUUUUGUGAGUGUCGUCACACGAUGUCGAUCAAAUUGUCGGUCGCGGUUUUGCUAGUAGCGGUCGCUGUGACGCAGUGUGCAAACAUUUUAGAUUAUUUCAACUUUGAAAAUGCCAAGGAUCUGAUCGAGGUGCCGAAGCAGCGCGAGCAGAAUGACAGAACCUGCGCGUGCAAGGGCCCUGCCUGCGUUUGCUGCGUGAACUUCAACAUCACUUUCGUGGAUUUGGGCGGCCCAGGAUGCGUUCACAUGAAGUACAUUUCACCGGAGGAAGGGUUUUCAGUCAACGUUUCAUAUGGAAAAAAUCUCCUACACAGCGCGAAGAUACAAGGUACCAACCCAGCCCCAAUCUGCUUAGAGGUCUUCGGAAGGUUUGCCCAAGUCUGUGCCAAGUUCAGUGAUAUGGCCCCCACAGCUGACGGCCUAAGAGGCUGCCUAGACUUGGAGCCUAGAAUCUUGGGUGAUAAGCAGUUGGAAUUCCCAAUCGGCUGCUUCAGAUCUAAGUCUGGGGGCAUGGAAAUGGAAGACCCGCCAGCUGAAGAAACUGAGACUACGACUGAAGGCGAAGACACCGAAAACUCGGACAGUGAAGACAGCCAAGGAUUCAACGCAGAAUCCUUCCUCCUUGAGAUAUACCAGACAGCAGAACAAGGUGUGGCCUUCCUAUCAAGUCUCCUAGACCUCCCUAACAAACUGAAUUCUACAAAACCCGCUACAGAAGCCACUACAGCAAAAACUGAUGAUGACACCACCCCAUCACCAACCUCUCAGAGGAGAGCACCAAAGUACAUAAAACACCCCAACCAAUUGUGAUAAAUUAAUCCUAAUUCUUAUAUAAGUACAAAUCACUAUCUCUUAGACGUAAUUUAGCUUGCCACUGUAUGUGAGAGUGCUUUAAAUGCUACGCAUAAUGAUCCUAUUUAUUGCUUUAAGUUAUGUAACAAUGUUUAAGUAUUUGAGGUAAUAAAUGACGAAAGAAAG
This is a messenger RNA of Ostrinia nubilalis (European corn borer), 1205 nucleotides long. RefSeq lists its product as uncharacterized. The record is from RefSeq and is a predicted model, not a curated record. The transcript is spliced from 5 exons. Lineage: Eukaryota; Metazoa; Arthropoda; Insecta; Lepidoptera; Crambidae. Bases 249 to 1037 code for a protein of 262 amino acids.